AUGGAUUUAUUAAAGUCUCCAACUCUUGAUAGAUGGGUAAAUAAACCAAGAAUAGAUCCUGAAGAAUAUGAAUCUUAGCUUCUUCUAACUCAAAGAAAAUUCAAGAAUUACAAGUACUCUAUAUAUGUCCUUAAUAGAAAAGCAUUGAAAAUAUAACACUGGUUCUUUAAGCUAAAGGCAUUUUUAGAUUACACUCUCAUACAUGAGAAGAAUGAAAUAAAACUUGAAAUGCCUGAUUAGGUUUUGGAUAAUCAUAGCAGACAGAGCUCCAUCAUGUCUUUUAAGGAUAGACCAUAGCAUAAGUAUUAAUUCUCAAUUAGUCUCAUCGAUCCUGAUUGUGAAAAUAAUGAUUAUAAUCACAGUCUUAUGCAGUCAAUUGAAUCAAAAGAGAUACUUUAUUUGACAAAUAAAAUUAAUAUACCUUAAAAUCUGUUCUAAGAGCAAAUGUCUGAUUUUUCUCUACAAAUAAAUUCCUUAAAUGAAACAAAACAAGAUAACAACAAUUUAGUAACUAGUACUCCUGGAUUCUAGCAUUUAAGUUCAGUCGGCUCCUCAAACAGGAUUUUAGAGAUGAGAGAAUUAUCCUCAUAGUAAGAGUUAAAGAUUUCCCCAUUAAAAGAGAAAGACUCAUAAUAUGAGGACAGCAGAAAGAUUAUAAGUUAGGUAACCUUCUAGAAUAUAAACAGCACUUUAUAAGAGAGUGCCACUAAAAUGGAUAAUAUAACUUUUGAUGGCUAACUAUAAUUUCAAGAGUAAAAUGAUUAGAUUAUUUCUAAAGCAGUUGACAAGAAACUGUUUAAGAAUCCAUUCAGGUAAAAUAAUGUUAAUAGCAAUGUAUCUAGUCAUAAUGAUUCCUUUAAGAUUUUACUUCAACCGAUCUAAGUAUCAGUGUCUUUAGAGGAUGAUGCUGAAGAGUUACCUUAAUCAAGUUUACCGCUCUAAACAUAAUCUCUAUCUAGUAACGAGAGCUUAAGGCAUGGAGGGAGUAAUCAGUAGCGUUCAAAAUCUCCUAGAAAUCUAUAAAGACUUGAAAAUUUGAAAGUAUGGGCUAAGUAAUUUGAUGAGUAUAGUGACUUGUCCUCAGGAAACAAUAGCUCUUAAUAAUUACUCUCAAAAACACAAACAUCAGACAACUUGAAUCAAUGUGAAUCUAAAGAUUCAAUAGCUACUAAUAAGAAUAUCCUUGAACUUAAUAGAGAAACAUCAAGCGGUACGAAUGAUUUAGACUUCUUCAGUCUCUCAGGAUAGCAAAGCCUUCUUAAGCCAUGUUCUCCAAAAAAGGAAAGUCUUAGAUAUAAAACGGGUCCAGAAUCUUUAGAUUCAAUAUUAUCUUUCAAAGUUCAGAAUAUAGAAAAUUAACUGACAAGCAUGAAAUGCAAUUCAUUGAUAAAACUAGAACAGAACUAUGGCAGGAAUACAAUCAAUUUCUCUAAUUUUAAAACUCAUAAUCAAAAUGAAAACUAGGGAGUAACCCCAACAAGACAAAGAAGGACAAGAGCUGAAAGAAUCAAGGAGAGAUCAACCUCAACAUCCAAUCGAUUCUAAAAUUAAGAAAAUUAAGUCUAAACUCCUAAAUCUAGCAAAAAGUUUGUAUCUAAAUUGAAAUCUCCUACUGAUUUAAAAUCGUAAAAGAUUUAACUGCAAAAAUCAAACUAUGUCUAAAUGGGAAUUGUAAAUUUAAGUAUUGAAAAUGAAGAAAAAUAAGAUGUUCAAGACUAACUAAAUAGCACAAGUCUAGCUGAGUCUGAACUGGAUAAGUACUUCCAAAGUGUUUAGCAGAACAUGAGUUUGAAAAUUUUUGGAAAGGACAUUAUCAACUAGUUAAAUCAAUCAAAAGAAUAGAAUCAGUCUUGCAGUUUAAGAUAGGAAGAAACUACGAAACAUCAAGAAAGUUUGAGGAUUCCAAGAUACUAAGCAAGUUAGAGAUGA
Molecule: messenger RNA, 1929 nt
Organism: Stylonychia lemnae
Lineage: Eukaryota; Ciliophora; Spirotrichea; Sporadotrichida; Oxytrichidae
Source: the annotation of a GenBank genome assembly